UGUCACUAAGAGGUAAAAUGGCUCAGAGAGGUGCUCAGGUGGAGAAACUCUCCUGUUCCAUCUGUUUGGAUCUACUGAGGGAUCCCGUGACUAUUCCCUGUGGACACAGCUACUGCGUGACCUGCAUCAAAGACGUUUGGAAAGGAGAAGAUAAGCAGAGAAGCUGCAGCUGCCCUCAGUGCAGGAAGACGUUCGUUCGAAAGCCUACCUUAGAGAAAAACGUCACAUUAGCCGCUUUAGUUGAGGAUCUGAAGAAGACUAGACUCCAAGCUGCUCCAGCUGAUCACUGCUAUGCUGGACCUGAAGAUGUGGCCUGUGAUGCCUGCACUGGGAGGAAGAUGAAAGCUGUUAAGUCCUGUCUGGUCUGUUUAGUUUCUUAUUGUAAAAAUCACCUCCAACCUCACUAUGAUGUCCCUGGAUUGAAGAAGCACCAGCUGGUGGACCCCUCUAAGAAGCUCCAGGAGAACAUCUGCUCUCGUCAUGAUGAGGUGAUGAAGAUCUUCUGUCGUACUGAUCAGCAGUGUAUCUGUUAUCUUUGCUCAAUGGAGGAACAUAAAGAGCAUGAAACAGUCCCAGCUGCAGCAGAAAGGACUGAGAAGCAGAAGGAGCUCCAGGAGAGACGACAACAAAUCCAGCAGAGAAUCCAGGACCAGGAGAAAGAUGUGAAGCUGCUUCAACAGGAGGUGGAGGCCAUCAAUGGCUCUGCUGAUAAAGCAGUGGAGGACAAUGAGAAGAUCUUCACUGAUCUGAUCAAUCAGAUCCUGAAAAGAAGCUCUGAUGUGAAGCAGCAGAUCAGAUCCCAGCAGGAAACUGAAGUGAGUCGAGUCAAAGAGCUUCAGAAGAAGCUGGAGCAGGAGAUCACUGAGCUGAAGAGGAAAGAUGCUGAGCUGGAGAAGCUCUCAAUCACAGAGGAUCACACCCAGUUUCUCCAGAACUACCCCUCACUGUCAGCACUCAGUGAGUCUACACACUCAUCCAGCAUCAAUAUUCGUACUCUGAGAUACUUUGAGGAUGUGACAGCAGCUGUGUCAGAGCUCAGAGAGAAACUGAAGAACAUCCUGAGAGACACAUGGACAAACAUCUCACAAGCGGUCAAUGAAGUGAAUGUCUUACUUUCAGAACCAGAACCAAAGACCAGAGCUGGAUUCCUAAAAUAUUCCAAAAAAAUCACUCUGGAUCCAAACACAGCAAACAAGAAACUGUUAUUGUCUGAGGGUAACAGAAAAGUAACAAGGAUGAAACAAAAGCAAUCUUAUCCUAAUCAUCCAGACAGAUUCAUGGAAUAUAAUCAGGUCCUGAGUAGAGAGAGUCUGACUGGACGCUGCUACUGGGAGGUGGAGUGGAAAGGAAAAGGUGUUGUUGUUGCAGUUUCAUACAAGAAUAUCAGCAGAUCAGGAUGGUCAGAUGAAUGUGAGUUUGGAUUCAAUGAGAAAUCAUGGUCAUUUGACUGCAGAGCUGACAGCUGCACAUUUUAUCACAACAGAGUUGAAACUCCAGUAUCAGGUCGGGUUUCCUCCAGAAUAGGAGUGUAUCUGGAUCACAGAGCAGGUGUUCUGUCUUUCUACAGCGUCUCUGAAACCAUGACUCUCCUCCAUAGAGUCCUCACCACAUUCACUGACCCUUUGUAUGCUGGGAUUUGGCUUUUCUAUGUUGAUGACUCUGCUGAAGUUCUUAAACUGAAAUAAUCAGAACUGAUCUGAGUUCCAGUUAGUUUUAGCUCCAGUUUCUGUAGUUUCCUUCAUUGUUGUUCUUUUCUGCUCAUAGAUCAGCUGUUUUUAUGGAGCUUCUUUGUCAUUUUGGGGUUUAUUUGGAUGCUGCCCCUUUCUGUUUAUGAGGCUAUCAUUGCUUAGGAGAUUUUUUUUUUCAUUUAAAAUAAUCAAGUAUGUAUUGCUUUCUCAGAUAUGUGCAGAACAGAUGAGUUAACUCUAACUAUCUCUGAGUUUUCAUCCACAAUUACUCUGUUCUAAAAAACAUUACGUCCACUAAAACAUCUUUAUAGCAAGUUAAGCUGAACAAUGAGAUAUUAUCUGAACGUCCAAAGUGUAACUCUGUCCUUAAUAUUAAACCACCUGUAGAGUCUUUUAUGAGACGAAACGCAAGAUCAAGUUAAUCAUUUUAUUUCCUUCUGACUGGAAUAUUCCAUAUUCCCUAACCGAAAGUUGUAAUGAUGAAUGUUUAUUAUGUUAUGAUUCUGACUGUAAUCUGUUUAUGUUGUUAAUGAUUACAGCUUUAGUGUGCAAAGCAACUCUGAGACUGUAUGUGAAAACAUCUGAAGACAAGCCUGGUGUACAAUAACAUAGCAAUACAUUUCUUUUGGUGUUUGGUUAUCUAAAAAUCUGAUUUUCUGUAGUUAUAAGAAAAAAUAUGAUCAUUUUUUUUGUUUUGCAAAAAUGCAGCACUAUAGUUUUCAUGUCAUGCAUUUAAAGGCUUUGAUUUUUACUUCCUUAUAUCAGCAAUCUGGGUCCAAAUCCCAAAAGAAGAAGUUCUAGACAAGUUUUCUCAAACUGAUGCAUUCUUUGCCUUACAUUUAAUCAUCAAAUUAUUAAAAUAUGUCACUAACUCUACGAGAUCAGCUCACAUUAGACUCAGGUGUGUUGAAGCCGUCUAAAAGUUGCAGGAUGCCGGCCCUUGAAGACCGGAACCCUGGUCUAGUCCUUCACUUUUAACUAAUGCAGCAUUUCUUUCUUAAUAAAUACACAUUGGUCAGCUUUAGAUGUGAUUUAAUGUUUCCUAUAACUUUUAGUAAACUUUCACUUGAUGCUAACAUUUAAAUGAUAAGAAGGGUUUGUAAAUUCUGUGUAAGUG
Cyprinodon tularosa is the source of this 2805-nucleotide messenger RNA. RefSeq names its product tripartite motif-containing protein 16-like. The coding region runs from base 18 to 1685 and encodes 555 amino acids. Gene Ontology annotation, molecular function: protein binding; zinc ion binding. The transcript has a single exon. The record is from RefSeq and is a predicted model, not a curated record. Lineage: Eukaryota; Metazoa; Chordata; Actinopteri; Cyprinodontiformes; Cyprinodontidae.